ACAUAACAUCUCUCAAGUCUUCUUACAAAACUCGUUUGUCUCACUUUGUCUCUUGGCCCCUACUAAAAGCCCGAAAAAGCCCAAAACCAAUAAAACGCGUAUAAUUACACGUUUACACGUCUCUGUCAAGUCUUUCUCCGACCUCCGACUAGAACAACAACGACAGCGUUCUCUGAGCGCAUGCCACGGAGCGCAAGCCAAACCCGGUGGCUCACCGAACUUCCCAUUUGCAGCGAUUGGGUCGUCGGAUCCGCUUGACCCGUUUCAAAACUGCGUCUUUUUUAGAUAGACCGAGAGAUGUGGGUCUUCUACCUGAUCUCGUUGCCCCUGACCUUGGGCAUGGUCCUUUUUACGCUCAAGUACUUCGCAGGCCCGGAGGUCCCUCGCUAUGUUAUGCUUACCGUUGGGUACACCUGGUUCUGUUCUCUCUCCAUCAUCGUCAUUGUGCCCGCUGACAUCUGGACGACGAUAAAUCAUAUUGAGAAUGGAGGAAUCUCAUUCUUUUGGAGCUGGUCAUACUGGAGUACAUUUUUACUAACUUGGACUGUGGUGCCCCUUAUUCAGGGUUUUGAAGAUGCUGGAGACUUCACUGUGACAGAGAGAUUGAAGACUAGUGUACAUGUUAACUUACUUUUCUAUCUAAUUCUGGGAGCUAUUGGCCUUUUUGGACUGGUUCUUCUCAUCAUGAUGCACAAGAAUUGGGGUGGAGGUGUUCUAGGAUUUGCCAUGGGCUGCUCGAAUACUUUUGGACUUGUUACAGGUGCAUUUCUUCUUGGAUUUGGUUUGAGUGAAAUCCCUAAGGGCCUUUGGAAAAAUUCAGACUGGACUAUCCGCCAAAAAGUUCUUUCUCAUAAAAUUGCCAAAAUGGCUGUGAAACUGGAUGACGCUCAUCAAGAUCUUUCAAAUGCUAUUGUGUCAGUCUUUAGUCAUGAAAAAUCACCACCUGAUUAUUUAAGAUCGUUUUCAGAUUGGGGUUGGGGGAGAAGAGGAAGUGGGUAUGUUGUUACUUACAGUGACAGUUUUGCAACAUGUGAGCUCAAAUGUCCGGCAUAUGAUGUCUCUAUGACCACAGGGAAUGCAUGCAAUAUUGAUAAUGUCUUUGUGCUUUACUUGGAAACGAGCUGCAUGGUUUGCCUUGUUUCCUUUGUGGCUGUGUGUACUGGUUACUUUGCUUCAGAAAACAUGAAUAUGUGCAUCUGCACAUAUUACUCCUUGUUCAAAAUUGGUAUGUUGAUGUUUUACUCAUUAACGCCCAGGCAAACAAGUUCAGUCAACUUGCUUAUGAUAUGCUCGAUGGUCGCUCGUUAUGCUCCUCCAGUUUCAUACAACUUUCUCAAUCUCAUUCGUCUUGGUGAACAUAAAACUAUAUUUGAAAAGCGAAUGGGAAACAUUGAUCAAGCUGUCCCUUUCUUUGGGAGUGAGUUUAACAGAAUCUAUCCACUUAUCAUGGUUGUGUACACCCUGUUGGUUGCAUGCAACUUUUUUGACCGCAUAAUUAAUUUUUUUGGGAGCUGGAAACGAUUUAGAUUUCAAACCGAGGCUGACAAUAUGGAUGGUUUUGAUCCGUCUGGGUUAAUUAUCUUACAAAAGGAGCGAUCUUGGAUUGAACAAGGUCUCAAAGUCGGUGAACAUGUUAUCCCGUUAGCUAGGAAUUUCAACAGCACGGAUGUUGAGACUGGCAGCAGCAACAUGGAUAGGACUCUUGUUGAAAUGAAAGCAACAAGCAGUCUAAGCGCUGAGGGGGCAAAUGGAACUCCCUCAAAAUCUUCGAAAGAAGAUCGCAGAUAUAGCUCAAGUAAAGAAGCCAUCAGCCACAAGUAUGCUGCCAUUAGAGAACAGAGCAGACAAGCAUCUUUCAACACAAAUCCGGUGGAGAAGAAUAUUUCUGCUGCCAAGGUCUCCUUGCUUGAUGGAGACAACUCUAACCCUGAUAACACAGCAGGAGGGUCACCUACUGGCUUGUCCUCAAAGUGGGAAUCAAUGAAAAAUGGUUUCCAAAAUUUCAAGGCAAACAUAGCAGCCAAAAAAUUUAUUCCCAUACGCCAAGUUCAAGAUACUAUAGACCUACCUCGUGCUUCUUCUAAUGAGUCCCUCGACGAGAUAUUUCAGAGAUUGAAACGGCCAUCUGUAGACCAUGUGAGCUAUGUUGACGAGGAUGAAGAUGGCAGGGAGGGAAAGUCUGGUCCUAGCAGAUAAUGUCUAUAAUCUGUUUUAGGUAAUGAACUUGUUACCAUUCUAGAAUUGGGAAUAUUAAUCCCAUAAAAUGUAUAGCUCCUGUGGUGAGGGCUGAUACCAUUUGCUUGCUAUGAUUUUGACCGCAAAGAUUAGUCCAGCCUGGGAAGAUAUUUUGCGAUACCGAAACUACAUACGUCUAGUCGGAAGACUCUAGACAAUUUGACAGGAAAGAUAGGAAAAUUUCAGUGACUUGUAAAAAAAAAAGUGACAGUUGGGGACUCAUGUUGUAUUUGAAUUAUACGUGUAAUUGUAAGAGAAUGUCGCCAUUUUGUUUAUCCUCUGCAAUGUAACCUAGUGGCCGACUCCCAAAAAAUUACCAGUUCCAGAUUCAACUCAUUUUCAUUUGACA
Molecule: messenger RNA, 2584 nt
Organism: Prunus avium (sweet cherry)
Lineage: Eukaryota; Viridiplantae; Streptophyta; Magnoliopsida; Rosales; Rosaceae
Source: RefSeq, a predicted model, not a curated record